Molecule: messenger RNA, 3474 nt
Organism: Mycena citricolor
Lineage: Eukaryota; Fungi; Basidiomycota; Agaricomycetes; Agaricales; Mycenaceae
Source: the annotation of a GenBank genome assembly
CAACUUGAUAAUUGCCACAUACCUGCAUUGCUGCCAUGGCCGCAAAGGGCCAGCAGGCCUCCGCUCCCGUCCUUGCGGUCGUUCCCAACGGACUCGACACUCGGGACGCACUACAGCUCUGGUCUGUAUUUUCAAAAUGCAAGGAUUCACUACAGAACGGGCGCCGCCUUGAAAACCUUUCAUGGCGCUUGGCCUCUCGGCAUUCGGUGCAACGACAGGGUGGCAGUGGGUUACUUGCUCCGACCUGGCCACCGACGCCCGAGUCGGUGUGCAGCGAUGACUCAAAUCGCUCCAAGUCAAGUAAUAGCAGCGCCCGUCACUCGAGCGACUCGGAUUCUUCGCGCUGGUCGAGGGAGAGCGUUGCUUCGCCUUUUUUCCCCGAUCUCAAGCUGGUUGCCCCCGUGCGGACAGCAGGGCAGUUCAUACGCGAAAUCGUCGUCCCGGAGCUUUCUGAGAAGCUUACGAAGGACGACGAGAUGAACGCCAAGAAGGAGCCGAAGAAGCAAGGCUACCCCGCACCCAUUACUAGCAGUUUGUCAGGCACUAACUCUACUUUGGCGGCACAAGCUACCGAUACAACCGUUGACCAUGGCAUCACUGUUCCCCGCGUCGUUAUCCUCGACGCUACGCCCAAUCUCACUCCUCAUCCAACACCGCCAGCAUCACCGGUCUUGCCCGCUGCGUCACCAAUCAGUCUUGAAGCGGCGGUUCCUUCUGACCCAGCUACUUCUUUCGAAAACGCCAAGCUUACAGCCAAUGUGGACCCAGCAACUGGACGCAAUCCGUCACAAGCAAUUUUCUUGUCACGAUCCGCCGCGCGUGGCAUGGGAUCACCCGGAGUCAUAUCCGCACUGUCUUCGUCAUGUUCUGCUACGGGUUCAUCCCUACUACCGAAAUCUACGCAUAACCUGCCGAUUGGGGGCCAGGACUGCCAGCCAACCAAGCUCGGCAGGGCCGGCAAAUUCCUCUUGGGAUUAGAAUCGAGUUCAGAUUCGAGUAGUGACAGCUCUCAAGAGCGGGGGAAGCAGAAAGGAGACCAGGAACGGCUCGGUGAUACUGGUGACGUUGCCCGGGGAAGAGUUCGGUCUAGGGCGGCAAGUGUGGUGGACCGAGAUCAACCUCCGUUAAUCAAACAGCAAGGGCCAUCUAAGCAGCAAGGGCCAUCCAAGCAGCCAGUACAGCCUCCGGCGCCCAAACCGCCAGCCGGCCCCCCUCGGAUUGUCUCAGCGCCAUUCUUGGGUGGUCUUGAGGCAUCAACACGCCGGCCGGAACGGGAAGCAUCUUCUAGCCGGCAUGUGGACGCUGACGAUACACGCUCUGAGAGCUCGCUUGCCUCGUCGCAGGUGCAUGUUCGGACACGUGGUAAAGGUGCCAUGCGUGGCCUGGCUCGGCGGGCAACGGCCUCCAGUUCACGCUCUCGAUCACGUGUUGCUCUCAAUAAGCUACCUCAGCCGUCAACCAAUCUGGCCGCAGCCGAGGCGAUGGUCGCAAAACAGGCGUUGGGGUCGGGGCGAAAGAUGAUCGUACUUGCGACAAGUGAUGACGAAGAAGGCGAUUGGAGUGAUGAGGAGGAUAGUGCCGUGAACGAGAGCGUGGUGAACGAAAGUGUGGUGCCGGAAGAGGAUGGUGAAUGGGAGGAUGAAAGCGAGGCUGAUCCUCAGAUCGAAAUUGACCCUGCUCCUGCCCGCCCUACCCAUUCCCGAGGUCGCAGUACAGACGACACAGAACCACGGCAUUCGGCUACCUCUGGACUGCGUCCGAUGCAUCGCUCUACGGGGCAUCUGCCUACUUUGGUGAACGGACAAAGCCGGCUCAAUCAUGGACGCGGAGCGCAGACGAAAUAUCAGCUGACAACAGCAGACCAGAACGCCCGAACGGCCCGAGCAUUGAAGGCAACGAUGAGCGCAACGACGCUUGCAAGCAUUUCUGAUGCGCUGAUGGAGGAACAACGGAAACACGACCUAUUCGCCAAAGCACCCCGGAAGAGUUACGAGAACCUGACACAGCUCAGCCAGCGUCCCGGCGGUUUGAGUGUACUGCUCGCACAGGGUCGCAGCCAGGCAGCGGAAUAUUGGCAGCAGCAGCAAGAGAAGAUCGGGCAGCAGAUGCCACCAGCACCGGAGCAGCAGGUUCCCCAAACGCCCAGACAUCGACUUGCUGGCGGAUUCGGCGGAUUAGGGCUAGCGAUGACACGUGCGCCAUUGCCGCCUAUCCCCCCGGCCCCGGCCCCGGCCCAAGAACGAGAAACAAUACCACACCCUACUAAAGAAACACCACCCUUGACUCAUUCUCGUGCGCCCUCGACCAGCCGGCGACCGGCAGUGACGCGUGCGACGUCGAGCAGCGCUGUCCCCAAUUUUGCAGGAACGCCGGUCAGCGGCUCGCUAGGCAAGAGUUCCGUUGCAGGGCCUGUUGUGACGAAUGGACGCACAGGAGGAUAUCGACCAAAAGGGCCACCGGCGGAAGUCGAAUUUGAUGACGACGAGUCUGAUGCGGACGGGCGUGACAAGGGCAAAGGCCGGGCGUCGAAUUCAGGCGAUGACCUGCCACUCUCCAAGAGUGUUGCGCAGGAGAAGCUGCGUAUUUUAGCAGAGCAAACCGCGAUUCAGGCCAAAGCUCAAACAACCGACACUGCAGCUGAGCGCAGGAGACUCUACGAAGUGGCUGGUGUCGUUCCUUGGGCGUCUGCUGCCAACAAUCACAACGUCAAGCAGGAUUUCGUGGCGCAGUCACCUCCGAACCGCUCGAUGGCGACUGUGGCCGUCGGAUUCCCAGUCGCGCCCUUGCCAACCCCUGUUCCACCAUCCACUCCGCGCACGACUCGGCGAACCAUGUUGCAGAACGAAAUGUCAGCAAGCUUGCGCGCAAAUCUUCUCAGACAACGCAAACUCAGUCGGAACGACCUGCUUGGGCCUGUGCCUCGGAGAACGAAAAGCACUGUCCAUAUCCCCCACGAGAAGAAUCUCGUCAAACUCACCGAACGACCGCCCGGAGUCGAACGUCGAGACGAGCUGCCGCUGCUGCCGAUGGACCAGAUUUUGCACGGUCCACAGGCUCAGAAGAAGCUUGUUCGGAACUACAGCUGGGCUAAUACGAGCGAAACUUACCACCGUUCUGGCUGGUAGUCGUCUUGCUAAAUAUAUAUUACUCUACUGUACCAACUCAUUCACUCGCACGCAUGUAUCAGUAACACCGGCUGUCCUUGGUUUUCUCUACUGUACAUAAUUUGGUCAAUCCGCAUGGUCGUUUUCUGGAGAUCGUAUUCUUUCUUCGAUUCUUGCGGUCAAGUGUGUAGUAAAAGGUUGCUGACCAACCAACGUUUCAGCACGCCAAUCACUGCUCACAACCGAUUACGUGACAUUGGAUGACGCAUCUGCCCAAGCGAUCGCUGCCUGAUUUUUUCCUGCAUCGGCUCCGUGCUGAGCAUUCCUCGGUGACUGCGCCGACGAUCUUAAUCGAUAUAUAAGCUCCGCC